This is a messenger RNA of Sus scrofa (pig), 2936 nucleotides long. The record is from RefSeq and is a predicted model, not a curated record. Lineage: Eukaryota; Metazoa; Chordata; Mammalia; Artiodactyla; Suidae.
AUGCGGGGUCUGGCUGUCCCCGACUCCUGGACAGUGAGGCCCGGGGUCUCGGGCAGAGAGCUGGCCUGGCCCCUUUCGGCCCCCCCGGGCCAGACAACCAACAGCCAGUUAUGCCCAGACCAACUGCUGCCCUCAACCUGGCAGCGGAGAAAGUGGGAGCUGGGCCACCGUCUCAGCCAUGGUGGCAGCAGCGUCCCUGCUCUGGAGGAUGGUGACAGGACCCAGGGCAAGAAGCGGGGCCUGAAGAUGCCUGGGGGUCUCCCAGCAGCACUUGCUCACGUUCACAGAUUCCCAAGGGACACAAACUUGGGGGGACACUGUUUGGCCACCCAAUAUCCUCAAAGCUUGGUCUCUGCCUUGCAUUGCCACUCAUCCUCAGGCUCCCCGUGGCUCCAGGUCCUUGGUGACACAGGCGCCGGCCAUGGCCGUGAGGAGGGGCCUCGAGAAGGGGACCGAGGGCACCCUGGCCCUCACCCCGGUGGGCAGCCCGCACCCUGCUCUGCUGCCCAACGGAUCGCCCGAUGUUUCCUGGGUAACUGUUUCAACCCAGCCUGUCUGCCUGGCACUCUGCACACCCAUGAAUGCCAUGCCUGGCUCCAGGCGGGCUUGCCUGUUUGGCCCCCACAGGCCAGCAGGUGAGCGGCACAGCCCGCUGCAUGGCUGCGUCUGAAGGCCGGGGUCCGGAGAGGGGGUGCCCAGCCCUCGAGGCCGUCCUCACGGCUGGCGGGCACUGCCAGUGGGGCAGUUGCACAGAGCAUGUGCCCCAACCCACGGUUUCACUUGGAAAUUGGAGGCUGUGCGGCCAGUGGGCUGGGCGUGCCUGCAGGCCUUUGCCCACCUGUGCUGUCUAAGGACCCCGUGCAGGCCCGGCAGGCGGGUGGGCAGCUGUCGGGAGAGCGGCGGCCCAGGGGACCAGGAGCAGGGCUCCUGACAGGCGCCGGCACCUGCCACGGGCUUGGCACAGGGGUCACCCCAGGCCUGUUUUCUGUGGAAGCGCCCCGGGCUGGCAUCGCAUGGCCUGAGGAGCAGAUCGUGGGGGCCCCCCGCGGACGCCCUCAGCGCCCAGGCGGGCAGGGGUCCGAAGCAGGCGGGGUAGGAGCCACGGCGCAGGGCGCACGUCGGGAGUGGGGAGGGGCCCGGUGCUUCCUGGGCGGGGUCGCGUGCGGGCGGGGGGUGGGGAGGCGGUGGGGAAGUUCCGGGCGGGGUGCGUCGGGGCCUCGGGGCGGGGCCUGUGCCGGGGGCCGGACCUGCCGGGGGCGGGGCCUGCCGGGGGUGCGGUCGCGCGCUCACUUCCGCAAGGCGCGCGGGCUGCGGGCGCAUAUGGAGGCGGCGCGGAGGACGAGGCUGAGCCUGAGCCGCCGGAGGCCGCCCUCGAGGGUCGGGCCCCGCAGCGACCCCCCCGGGUCUCCCCCGGACGGCGGCGAGUGUGCGCGGCUGUGGGCUGAGCUGCUGCGCGUGGCGAGCGCGGAUCUGAGCGUGGACGGCGAGCUGCCGCCGCUGCCUGCGUUUCCCGGCCAGGAGCCGAGGCGCAGCCCCGAGCGCGCGCCCAUGGAAAGCUUCACCGUGGGAACGGAGACCUUCUCCUGGACGCCCUUCCCGCCGCCCCCAGCGCGAGGCAGGGACCCAGGCCGCUCGUACCGGGUGUUCCGCGGGGCCGGGGGGCGCCCUGGGUCCCCCGCGCGGUCCCCCCGACGACCCCUCGUGCCCGAGCCCCUCAGGACCCCCAGGGCCGAGGAGCAGCUGCCGGACGAGCUGCCCUCCGAGGGGAAGAGGUCCGUGGAGGGGCCGUCCAGCCUGCAGAGCUGUCCCAUGUGCCAGGCUGACUUCACCCGCGGGCUGGCCCCACUGGACAUCGACGGCCACCUGGCCCGGUGCCUGGCGGAGAACGCGGGAGACGGGUGGUAGCGGCACCCCAGCUGCUAGGCCUCCGCUCCGCGUGCUGAAGUCCUGCUGCAAAAGCGUGUCGGUGCGGGAGCCACGUCUUUUCUCUGGGUCCAGAGCGAAACAGCGGGUCCUUUUUUCUCUUUGGCUGAUGCUGCGCAGGGCGCUGGCUGAGGUGGACAGGCCACUCGGCAGACGACCAGCCCCAGGCAGGCGGCAGGGAUCCUGUCCCGAGCAGUGUGGGUAUCUGUGCCGGAGCUGGCGCAAGGGCACACGUCCUGCUGGCUGCAUGGGCUCAGCUCACAUCUCAUGACCGUGUUCUGAUCCCCUGGGUGAAUCUGUUCCUUUUGCAGCCGCAGGUGCCUGUCAGUGCCUGCAGCAGCUUCCCCGUGAGUUGGGACCUUAAGGGUGGGACCUGGCCAGCCGGUGACACCUCCUGCUUGGCCGUGUUUUGUGCAGACUCUGUGCGGCUGGGAAAUGGGGCCAGAGCGGGUGGAGGUGGUUUUCCUUCGCGGGCUGUCAGCCCACGGGUUCUGGAAGUGCCUUGUCUCCACCUCCGCCACGUGGCCGCGGCCCUGGCAGCAGGACGGGCAGGAAGGGAAGGCCAGGCUUCUUCCAGAAGCUGUAUUUUCCUUUCAAAGACACCUUCUGAGGGGCCGCGAGAAGACAUGGGGGAAGCGGAAGGGCAGUUACUCAGCCAGAGACGUGGCCUAAAGAGGCUGCCUGCUGUGUGAGUCCCAGUGCAGGACGUUCUAGAAAAGGCAAAACUGCGGAGAUGCUACCAAGCUCAGUCGCUGCCAGGGCUUAGGGAGGAGUGGGCGGUCUGCAGGCAGAGCGCAGGGUUUGGGGGCAGUGAAAAUACCCUGGGUUACAGGGGUGUUUCCACGACACGCGUGUCAAACAUGGGUCCAAACCACAGACCCUGUGACCCAGAUGUCAGUGCCCCUUCUGCGGGCUGGGGACGAGGACAGGGGCCCCGAGGACUCUGUACCCUCCCCUCACUUUUGCUGUGAACCUAAAACUGCUCUAAAGAAUAAAAUCUUUCUUAAAAAACA